AUGUCACAUGAAGCGUUUGUCCAUUAUCGUUGCAUUUCUACCCACAGUGCAACGGUUGAUUGUUGUUUACAAACUGACACCGACAACGACGGCUUGUGUUUGUUUGUUUUUUCAUCUAGUUUUUUUAUCCCACCAUGAUCGUUUUUCAUCGCUUUAAUCCCUGCUGCAGUUGUUUUGCGUGUUUUCUAACUAUUUUUAACUAAUUAACUACUGUUAAAAUAUACCCUUCGAAGUGCAUUUUUACUCCACAAGAAUGUGUGAUGAGCGAUUCCGAUGAAACAGACGUGUUGCUGCUUAUACCGCCCGACUUUUUUAACUGCGAAUCGCCCGCAUUACACACGCCUCGAACGACAGCCAACUGUUCCUUCGACGGUGUCGAUCGCUUAUCCUACGCAUCAUUCGCUGAACGUAGCAACGUGAAAACGAUGGCGGGGAUAGGAAAUUACUCGAUGAUCGGCUGUACGGCGGCAGAACGAACCGAGCACUAUGUCGCUUCCACCCCGUUCAAGCAUCACGCGCGUAAGGAACCGCUGAAGGAGCAGUACUUAUUGCACGAGAUAGAUCGAUUUCUGCAUGAAGAUGAUCCGCAAAAGUCACAACAGCGCCAUCAAACUUGCGCAGCAAAUCAACACAAUGGUCCGACCGACAGCCCGGAAGGUUCGUUGAUCGAUGUAAACAGCCUUGCGUUACACGAUUACCCAUCGCUAACGAGGAACGAUUUCAAUGGACUAGCGAAACCGGUUCCAUCCUGUGGUCCCGUGCCUCAAAAGCCACCGCGUAACGUGCACGGUGGAAUGAUAACGAAACCGUCCGGUAAAAAUGGUCAGCUGCUCAAUCUGAGCGAUAUCUGGCAGACGAAUGGUGCUGGACAGCCGGAAUAUUCGAAGGUGCUGCAAGAAGAGCGCCUCCGAAGGCAGCACUGCGAGCGCAACAUUCAAACACUCCACAUGAAGCUGCUCGAGUAUGAGGAGAAAAUAUCCGUAGCGCUUUCCGUAGACAAGGAGAAAGUAUCUAUCAUAGCCAAUUUGGAACAGGAAGCGGCUCGUUUGACCAGCAAGCUUCGUGAGAUGGAACUAAACCAUAUCGAAACGCACGAAAAGCUAAUGACCGAGAACGUGGAGAUAAAAAACAAGAAUCUCUUUCUUGAAAAGGAACUGUCGGAAUCUCUGAACCUGGUGCGAAAGCUGGAAGACAAAAAGGACAAUCUGGAAGCGAAGAUAGAGCAUCUUGCUACCGCAAAUCGAGAUGUGAACGACGUACACCGGCAGCAAAUGGAAGAUCUGCAAAUAAGGCUGGCAAACAGUCGUGACAACGAACGUCAGCUAAGGGAACAGCUGACCAAACAACGGAAGGCAAAUGAGCAGCUUAGUGAAGAAUUACAAACGGAGAAGCAAAAACUCGCCGACAGCGUAAGAAUCAGGGCCGACUUUUGUGCACUGAAAACGAAAACGGAUACGUUGGGGAAACGGUUUGCGGAGGUGACACGCGAGAACGACAGUUUGCAGGAACAAACGAAACACAUGAAGGAACAGAUUACAAUCCACCAGGAGGAAUCGAAAAAGCUACUUAAAGAGCUAGAAAUUCAGCGUCUUUCACUCAAAAAGUACUACCAGUCACAGCUGGAAGAUGUCGUGACGGAUAAGUUAAAAGAAUUUCAGAAGCAACUUACCACGGUCGAAGACGAGCUGAGGGAAGAAUCGAAGAAAAGGGAGCGCAACCUGACCGAUCGGGCGAAACGUCAGAUCGAAUUGAUCGAUCAGAAACGGGAGCAAGAAAUUCAGCUACUUACAGAACGCUACAACGAGCAGGAAUCACUGUACCGGCUGCAGUUGACCAAUUCGGCCAAGCGUAUACACGAGCUAGAAGAUAAGUUACGCACCAUCCAAAGCAGACGGGCGGACAUUGCGGAACAGUUACACUCGAUCAUGGAAAACCAAUGGAAGCAAGCGCUUGACGUACUCAUGAGUCCCGGGCAGCAAACCAGCUCAAACAACGGUUCGAAUCAUUCGGAGCUUGAUGGAAAGGCGGCCAAAUUUAAUCGUCUCACCCUCGAACAUGUCGACAAGGAUCGGCUCGAUGGGGUACGCUCGCUGAAAAAUUCCGUUCUAACCGAUGAAAAUGACUCGUUCCGUACGCCGGCCGGACAGACGGGUGCUGAAAAUCGAAGAAAAUCUUCAGAAUCGAACGUUCCCAGCUUCCCGAAGGAAUUGCUUCACAACUACAUCGAGCUGUUGCUGCAGAAAUCACCAAACGAUCUCAAACGGCUCGAAGAGGUACUGUCGAGUUGUCGUAAGCAAACGGAAAAAGAAUCUACGGUACGGCACAAUGGCAAUGAUACGAAUCAUUGCGCGAUGUUGGGUAAGUCAUCUUCCGCCACCGCCCUGAAUCAGCUGGGAUUAGCGGGAAAAUCUUCCCACAAAACACCGCGACCGUGGAAAUAAGUAAAUGCAGUUUUACUAGACUGAAUAGGAAUCGUUUAGCCGGACAGGUUCGAUAGCUUAAGCGAAAGGAGCUAGCAAAUGUGUGCCUUUUUAAAUAGGUGUUUUACAGACCACAGACUUGCCAUGUGGUACGACGAAAUGUCUUUAGAUUGUAAAAUAAUGUUGCUCAAUUUCUUAGCACAAUCGUUUCAUCAAUGGAGGUGAAGAACAUACCGCA
Anopheles funestus (African malaria mosquito) is the source of this 2658-nucleotide messenger RNA. RefSeq lists its product as uncharacterized. Bases 261 to 2441 code for a protein of 726 amino acids. Gene Ontology annotation, biological process: regulation of cilium assembly; centriole replication; mitotic cytokinetic process. The transcript has 2 exons. Gene Ontology annotation, cellular component: centriole; centrosome. Lineage: Eukaryota; Metazoa; Arthropoda; Insecta; Diptera; Culicidae. The record is from RefSeq and is a predicted model, not a curated record.